AUGGAAAGGGUACAAAAACAAAAGGACGUAUUGGACUAUGAAGAUAAGAUUACCUAUUCUUCAAGAUAUUUUGAUGAUAUUUAUGAAUAUAGACACGUUAUCCUACCAUUAGAAAUUGCUAGAUGGUUACCACAUCAUGGAUUGAUGACAGAAGAAGAAUGUAGAGCAUUGGGUGUAAGCCAAUCUGUAGGUUGGCAACAUUAUAUGGUGCAUGCUCCUGAACCACACAUAUUGCUGUUUAGAAGAGAAAGAGAUUUCUUGAAGAAAUAUCCUGAAUUAGCAGAAAAGAUGAAGGAAGAGCAAGAGGCAAAGAAAAGAGAAAAGGAAGAGGAGCUGAUAAAGCCAAGGGAAAGAGAUGAGAGCAUGACAACAUUAUCAGAAAGCAGUAACGCAAAACCAGAUGCAUUUGUCCCUGAAAAGCCCUAA
Messenger RNA from Rhizopus microsporus ATCC 52813, 426 nucleotides. Its product is annotated as CKS-domain-containing protein. Gene Ontology annotation, cellular component: SCF ubiquitin ligase complex; cyclin-dependent protein kinase holoenzyme complex. The transcript is spliced from 4 exons. Gene Ontology annotation, molecular function: protein kinase binding; cyclin-dependent protein serine/threonine kinase activator activity; histone binding. Gene Ontology annotation, biological process: regulation of mitotic cell cycle. Bases 1 to 426 code for a protein of 141 amino acids. Lineage: Eukaryota; Fungi; Mucoromycota; Mucoromycetes; Mucorales; Rhizopodaceae. The record is from RefSeq and is a predicted model, not a curated record.